AAAGGUUGUUGUUCUGUCCGUUUCGUCCGUCAACGGGAACUACGUACGACAUAAAAAAAUAAUCACAGUCCGAGUUCCGGUGCAGUCGGUCCACCGUUUAUUUUUUUUUCUACAAACACCCGUGUAUCCGGCGAUUUAAGUGCGCCGAUAACAUAUAUGUUUUGAACGGACCGGAACGGACGCCCCGAACCAACGAUGGAAGCCACGGCCAAGCACGACUUCAAAGCCACGGCGCCCGAUGAAUUGAGCUUCAAAAAGGGUAGCUUGCUCAGGGUGAUCAACAUGGAAGAUGAUGUCAAUUGGUUUCGGGCUGAGUUCGAGGGCAAAGAGGGACUGAUACCUAGCAAUUAUAUAGAAAUGAAAAAUCACGAUUGGUACUAUGGAAAAAUCACCCGAGCAGAUGCUGAGAAAUUAUUAGAUCAACAGCCUGAGGGUUGUUUUCUGGUACGAAUAAGUGAGAGUUCACCUGGAGAUUUUUCAUUAUCUGUCAAAUGUGGUGAUGGUGUUCAACAUUUUAAAGUUUUACGAGAUGCACAGGCAAAAUUCUUCCUGUGGGUGGUUAAAUUUGAUAGUUUAAAUGAACUAGUUGAUUAUCAUCGAGAAUCAUCUGUGUCUCGUUCACAAGAUGUUAGGCUUAGGGACAUGCCAGCAGCAACUCAAAAUGGAUUUAACCAAAAACCGACGCUGGUAAUUGGAAUGUAUGACUUUACACCUCAAGAAGAUGGAGAAUUAGCAUUUAAACGAGGAGAUGUUAUAACUGUGACAAAUCGCACUGAUGUAAAUUGGUGGAGAGGUGAGAUUGGCACCAGAGAAGGACUGUUUCCAGCUGCGUAUGUUUCUCCUUAUCAUGCCCCUUAAUCUACAGUGUUCUUCAUAAUGUUGGAUGUAUUUACUACUAUAUGGAACGUAUAUUUACUACGGUAGAGAACAUGUGAACAUGUGACCACAAAAUAGACUUAAAAAUUCUAGAUUUUUCCCUCGGGAUCAAAUAUUUAUUGCAAUAAAAAAAAGUCAAUAAUUAUUUAAAUACUUAAAUCUGUUUAGGGUUUCAAGUUUUGUUAUUAAUUAAUUCAAUGAUAUAUUAACUUAAUUUUUUUUGCUUAUCCAUUAAUUUUUGUUUGUUAAUAUGUACAAGGUUAAUACACUAUGAAUCAAAAUAAUAAAAUGUUACCUACCAUUCAGACUUAA
Molecule: messenger RNA, 1188 nt
Organism: Acyrthosiphon pisum (pea aphid)
Lineage: Eukaryota; Metazoa; Arthropoda; Insecta; Hemiptera; Aphididae
Gene: drk
Product: growth factor receptor-bound protein 2 drk
Exons: 5
Coding region: 196-858 (220 amino acids)
Molecular function (GO): protein binding
Source: RefSeq, marked provisional